CUAUAUAUAAAUACAAAUAAAUAGUUAAAAAUUAAUAAGGGGAAGGAGGUUUGAUGUUUAAGUUGGUUUAUUUCAAUUCAAUUAUUGUUGAUCAUAAUUUUCCACGGUUCUUUUACCUUUCCGACGCCAUCUCAACUUCCCUUUUAGAGAUCGGAUAAUAUUCAGUUCCCGAAUUCCGUGUUCCCUCCUGUAUGUUGGUCUUAUGGUUCAUGAACUAAUUCUUAGUUGCUGAAUCAAGGGUUCUUUUUGAUCAAGUUUUCUAGGACUAAUCACAGUGCAUUAUAUUGUUCAGAGAUUUGGAGCUUUGCAUCUGGCUUUUUCUUGUGAAUUGUAUUUUUCUUUGUAAAAGUUAACAAGUAAGGAUUCUAUAGUUUUUUCAGUUGGUAGCACAUAGAGACACAGAAAGCAGCUGUAGGAAAAUUAUUUAAAGUUCAGCCUCGUGAUGGCUGGGAUUAAACGAAGAGCAAAUACUGAUUUGGAUGCCCAUGCUUUCCAUAAAGAACUGGAUGAAGUUUCAUGUCCAAUCUGCAUGGAACAUCCGCACAAUGCUGUUCUCCUCUUGUGCAGCUCGCAUGAGAAGGGUUGCAGAUCUUACAUCUGUGAUACAAGUUACAGGCAUUCAAAUUGCUUAGACCGAUUUAAAAAAUUAAGGGAUAAUUAUAGUAAGAGUCCAAUAUUACCUCACCCCACACCCAUAAACCCGCAGAAUUCUAUUACUUCUGGUAUGAACUUGAGAACAGAGUUUAUUGAAGGUAAUGGAAGUCGAAAUCUCAGUGAAAUAAAUCUUGAUUCACAAGAAGGCAUUGUAGGUACAGGGGAAUCUUUUCAGGGAAGAGCUGAAUUUGAAGAAUUCGAUGCAGGGAAUACAUCAAACUCUAGAUCUAGUUUGAAAUGCCCUUUCUGUGGGGGGAACAUACUCGGCUGGAAGGUUGUGGAAGAGGCCAGAAAAUAUCUAAACUUGAAGAAGAGAACUUGCUCCAAGGAAUCUUGCUCCUACAGUGGCAAUUACCAGGAAUUGCGUCGGCAUGCAAGGAGAGUUCACCCAACGACACGACCUUCAGAUAUUGAUCCAUCCAGAGAACGAGCCUGGCACCGUCUUGAGCACCAAAGAGGAUAUGAUGAUACUGUAAGUGCUAUUCGAUCUGCCAUGCCGGGUGCUGUUGUGGUUGGAGACUAUUUCAUCGAAGAUGGAGAUAGGUUGGCUGGUGAAAGGGAGAAUGGAACAGGUGAAGCGUGGUGGACUACUUUCUUUCUGUUUCAGAUGAUUGGUUCAGUUGACAGUGUUCGUGAACCCAGAGCAAGGUCCCGAGUUUGGUCAAGGCAUCGACGUCCUGAGCAUAGGUUCCUCUGGGGUGAAAAUAUAUUGGGUCUGCAAGGUGAGGACAAUGAAGAUGAUGUGCACAUAUUGAGUGAUGGCGACGCAUCUCCGAUCCCAAGAAGGCGAAGAAGACUGAUGCGCCCAAGAUCAGAUGAAGAUCAGUCAUGAAAAAGGACUCAGAUAUUUGGGGGUGGUAAAUCCCAGUUUCUUGACAUGGACUCGUUUCAGAUUGUUUUUCUUAACAUUGAUGUCCCGUUGUUGUGUGUGCAUAAUAACAGUCUUGCUGGUUUCAGAAGCUAUCAGCUAAGCUGGUUUACCGGUUGUUUCAACUGGGAUUCUAUAUUAAAAGUCUUACGUGUUAUUCUGGUUUUAGGCGGUUAUGCUUACAGUGUACUGAAACUCUUGUUGCAGCGUCCCAUUUAUGCAAUUAAAGAUAUUG
Molecule: messenger RNA, 1757 nt
Organism: Hibiscus syriacus
Lineage: Eukaryota; Viridiplantae; Streptophyta; Magnoliopsida; Malvales; Malvaceae
Exons: 3
Coding region: 443-1486 (347 amino acids)
Source: RefSeq, a predicted model, not a curated record